AUGAUAUAUUCUAAGUUGGAUUUUUUUUCUUCUCAUUUUACAUUCAAUACAGGUAAUCAAUAAGCUAAGAGAGGCACAUUAUUUGGUACAAUGCUCUCAUUUUCUAUCUUUGUGAUAACACUAUCUUACUUUGUCUACAUAAUAAAAUAGUAUAUUAACAACUAAAUAGAGCCUACUUUUAGGUCUUAAAGCUUCAUUAAUAAUGACUUGAUCGCAGUUCCACUAAACAGUGACUUAGUAGGAUUUAGAUUUGAAAGUGGAAAUUAGAGUACAUAAUCCCAAGAUAAGACAUAUUUAGUUUAUUUGGCUUUCUUUUUUUAUAGUUCUCCUAAUGAUAAUCAAUUCCUACCACUCAACGUAAUCGAUUGUACUAACACUAAUCUUAUAGGAUUUAAGUGCCUUGAUUUUAGCAGUGUAUAAAAUUAUACAUUAGCACUGAACACAAAUUAGAACAUUAAGUCAUCAGUUUAGAUCCUUACUUAUGGCUGUAGAGAUAUCGAUUCUUUAAAGACUUUUGUUCCUAAUAAUUGCGCUGAAUAAAAUGAAAUUGACAGUAUGAUUAAUGGCAUCAACUCUGUUUUAAGGUUUAAGCUCUAUACAUCUUAAUACAAUACUACAUCUUAAAGGAUAGAGGAAAGAUAUAGAAAUGCUUAGAUUUUUACCAUAGCAAGUUAAUCCAUAAUAACAUAAUUGAAAACUCAAAAUUAAAACACUUCUAUAAAACAAGGUUUAAUAAUUUAAUCAGAAUAAAACUUUGAUUCCCCAAUUCAAUAUAAUUAAUAAGAUUUAGGCUAUGAUAGGUAAUACGCCCUACAAUAAAUUGGAGGUGGGGCAUAUAGCGUAGCAUUAAUUUAUAUUGAUGAAAUAGUUUAACAAAUAUAAAUUUAAUAUCCUACGUUGCCAUAAGCGUUUGCACUCGUAAAUGGUAUUUUUUCUCUCUUGAUGUUUACAGGUAUUUUAGGGAGAAUGGUUUCAUAAAAUUCAAUAAAUAAAGACCUUUUCUUAAUAUUUUUAAAAAAUAUAUACCAAGACAGUUAUUUACAGAUUAUAAAAAACACUAAAAAAUUUCAAUAGCUUGAUGAAGAAGUUAAAUCAAAUACAGAAGAAUAGAAUUUGUAAGAAUAAAAACAAUGCGAUUAAGAAUCCAAAAGUGAUAAAGAAAAUUAAUGUUAUUCGCCAAUAAUAAUUCCAGCUUUUAAAAAUAAAUAAAAAAGUUCAUUAGAAUAAGGUCAAUAUAAUAAUAGCAUUUCAAAUAACAUAGAAAACAUCAUUUUAAAUGUUUAAAAUAAUAAUUAAUAAAAUGAGUAAAUUAAUAAUUUUAUGUCUUAAGGAGCCUAAAAUAAUAUAAACAUUAAAUCGAAUUUUAUCACAGAGACGGAAUCAAUAAUUUAGUCAGUAGUUGGUGUUGAGCAGAAGAGUCUUCAAAGAGAUUUUUUAAGUAAUAAUUCGCCAUAAAAUGCAAGCUUGAUGAAAUUUGUUUUAAAUAAGUAAUCAAAUUUUUAAUAGUAUUAAACGAAGGAGAAAAAUAGCAUAUUAGCGGAGAGUAGCUAAGUUUUGAUAUAAAAUUUUAAUGCAAUUAAAAAUACAAAAUGCGCAUACAAAAGGAAAGAAGAUAUUCCUUAGAAAAAUUUUUAGAAAUCAGAAUAAAAAGAAGGUGGCAUCAGUAAACUUUAAUUAUAAAAAGUUGAAUACUAAAUUAAGAAAGAUUUAAAUAUUUUAAACUUCAUACAAGAUAUAAUUCUAUUGAAAAAAGCUGUCAUGAUGAUAUUGACAAAAGAUUAGUUAGCAGCGAUGCAUUUAAUAGGCUGUUCUUAAAGUUUUCUAGAAUUAAAUUUGAGCAGUUAAAAUUGCAAUUUAAAUUAACUAGAAUACAGUAAUAAGUUAAGCCAUUAUGAAAUGUAACUUGCUAUUUCAUAAUCUAAAAAAUUCUAGGAAUGUAUAGACACAGACUAAGUAAAGACGACUGUACCUGAUAAUUGCGCUAGCGAAACAGAUAUCAAUAAUAUGAUUAAUAAUAUUAACUCAGGUAUAGAAUUUAAACUAUUUACUUCUUAAUACAACACAACUUCUCAACAGAUUCAAGUUAACUAUAGAAAUGCCUUUAUAAACCCGCUUUCAACAAGGAGCUUUUAUUUAGUAAUCUACUUCGUUUUCAUCUCAGAUAUCUCAUAGUUAAUAAUUUUAAACUUUUAAUUCGCUUACAAGCUUAACAACUAGUAGGAAUAGGGGCUUUUAGUUGUGCUUUUAUUUUCCCAGAUGAAAUUGUUCAAUACAUAAAAAUUUAAUACCUCUGUUCCUUAAGUUUUAGCACAAAUUUAUACUGUUUUUACUCUUCUAAUGUUUUUAGGAGUUUUUGGCAGAUAAAUCUCAAAAUAAUUUAUGAAUAGCGAGUUGUUAAUGGUUUUUUUUAAGAACUUAUAUCUUGAUAAUUACUUAUAGAUAUUAAAAUCUAAUAAUAUAAGUAAUGAUGAACCUUUGCAAUAACAACCAGCCUAACAAUUACAAUCACUAUAAAAUAGAGAAACAUAAAGGAAGAUAGUAAGAAAUUCAGAAUUUGAUAUUUAUUCACAAGUAGUUGUCCCAACUUUUAGAUGUAAGUAGAAGUUUUAGUUGGAUUAAGAUUAAUCAUGUAAUUUACAAAACUAGUCUAAUAAUAACAAUAAUAAUAAUAACACAUUAGAACCACUUAAGGAUAAUGACAGUAUGACCUCUAGCCAAGUGAGAUAAAUUUAAUACAAGUUUAAUACAGAGUAGUAAAAUCCUAAUAUAUAUUUUAAUAAUUAAGAAUAAGACUUAGAAAACAUUUUUUAUUCAAUUGUAAAGCCUGAAUCUUAUAAUUCCUAACCUAGUUAACAAACUGAGAUUAUUCAAAAUGAGUCUUAAAAGCUAUCCUUAAGUCCUUUAAAAAAAGGCAAACAAUUAAGUCAACCUUUGACAUUUAAUUUGAAUUUGCCUUGCCGAAAUAGACUUCAAAAAAAGAUUAAUGGAUUGGACCCUAAAGAACAAAACCAAAUUGAAGAAUAAAUUGAAAAUGAUAUGGAUAUAUUGAAUUUUUUUAAGGAUAUGCUGGUUUUAAAGAAAGCUAUUAUGCUGAUACUGACUAAAGAAUAACUAGCUUCGCUCUAGUUGGUUGGAUGCUCAUAACAAUUUUUAAAAUUGUAUUUAAAAAAUAUGGAAGUUGGCUAGAAUUAUUAAGGUAAAUUUAAUUAGCUAUUCUUAUUCAUAAAGUUAUAAAAUACUUUUCAGAAAAAUUAAAUAGCUUGA
Molecule: messenger RNA, 3264 nt
Organism: Tetrahymena thermophila SB210
Lineage: Eukaryota; Ciliophora; Oligohymenophorea; Hymenostomatida; Tetrahymenidae
Product: transmembrane protein, putative
Exons: 8
Source: RefSeq, a predicted model, not a curated record